GCUGUGUUUGUGCUCCUCUCUGAGUGUUGAUAGAUAUGUGUAGGUUUAUUUCUAUUGUCUUGCUCAUCAUUUAAUGCCAUUUAUUUGUUUGUUUGUUUGUUUAAUCUGCAUUUAGACUGAAAACCAGAAGGGCAGAGCUCGAGCCCCGGUGUGGGUGUGGAGCUGUUUGGCGAGAAUCACUUCCUUCACCAGGGGAUUCGCUGGCAGGGCAACCUGCUCCAGGAUGAAGUCUCACGAGGGAGAACUAGUGAAGGAGAUCUCUAAGCUGCAGGCAAUGGUGUUGGAGCUCAGGUCCGGGUUCUCUCGUGCUCUACUGGAGUUAAAUCAGAUUCAGCUCGGAGACACAGAGCUUCAGAACCAGCUGGAGGAGGCGAGACAUGGCUGUAACAAACGUACACUACACCUGGAAACACUCGUUCUCACAUUUAAGGAGGAACUGGAGGAGAUUCGUUGUCAGAUCCGUCAGCUGUGUGAUGAACAGGUAAAGUCAGAACAGGCGAACGGAAACACGGGAGCUCAGAGUGUCAGGGCUCACAGCUGUGUUGGUGUAAAGAAUGUUAGCAGCAGCACUAAUGGAAUUAAAAACGUUAAUGAGUUGAAGAUAGCUCCGCCCCGUUGUACAACAGGUGGCGCUCUUUUACUGCACUGUUACCUGCAGGGUCUGUGGGCGGGACAUAACUCAGGUGAAGUUUCCUCUCACUUCAGUCUCAGAGUUGAAGGAGCGUCAAGCUGCACACAAAAAGGCAGUUAUCAGUGUGUAAGUAUCUCACUGUUAAAGUCUGAGUGGGAUUAUUCCUCCAAACUCACCCUGCUUCAGGAUAAAUACAGAAACCCAACCUCCAGUCACACUGAGACACAUAAAGUGUUUGUCAGACACGUGGAUGAGAUGCUGCAGCGCCACCUGCUGUUCAGAAACAGUCUGCAGGAGAAGCUGUACACUGAUGAGCAGAAGCAUGUGCUGGGAGAUGCGUUCCUCAAACUUACCACACAGGACAAUUCAGCACUCUGUGCUGCAUAUCUCGGAUACACAGCCGCUCUGGCAACGAUCCUGACUACAGAGUUCAGCAGGGAUCCAAUUGAAAAACCACAUAACGCAAAGGAGGAAAGAGAGAAAAUCAGACUGCUCUCACUGCUAUUAGCACCAGUGACACACCUACACACCUACCUGAACACUGUACAGGCACUGCUGAACUGCUUGAGCAGUGAACACUUAGACUGGCGCUCGCUACACAGCAGCAAUCAGGUGCUACACAACCUUUACACUCGAUGUCACAUGAUCCUGGAGAGGACAGGGAGAUGGAGGGAUAGGGCGGGACAACCAGACGAGGUGGAGGAGUCAGUGAAUGGCCUCAGUAGCAGGUGUUGUGCUGAGAGCCCAGAGUGUGUGCGCUCUGCCUUCACCAAAUACCGUGCCAACGGACUUCAAAGAGAAACGCAUCACCUCACAGCACCACGCCCCCUACUGACCCCUGCUGGAAUACUGCGGAACUCUCAUGAGUGUUUGUAUGAGCCGCUGCCCCCUGCUGGCUGGACGGAGAGCUGCAUGUGGGAUUUCCGUCCGGUUCCUGCACGUCGUCCUCAGAACCCGUUUCUCAAUCCCGGAGCUCCAGGAGACCUUUCAGCCGCUGUCCCGACCCUGAAGUCCCCAUCGGGUUUGGCUGAACGUCUGUGCGGUUCCCCCGGGUUGGACGGUAGAGUGUGUCGCCCUGACGCUUAUGCUCUUCCUCAGCGCAUUGAUGACGCGGACACGGAUGCAGACGUGGGAGACGCUUCGGUGUUUGAUUACUCGUCCGUAACGACCUGCAGCCCGGAUGACACGCUGGAACUUCGAAGACAAGAUGAGGACGAGGAGGAAGAGGAAGACAGCGAGAUUCCUGUCCUGUUAAAGCCGUCGUACACACACACUUACACUGGUGGUGGUUUGCAGAAACAGGGGAGUGUGUGUACACGCUGGCAGAUACCCCGCGCUGCACCUCUGCCUCCUGCAGUGUGUGUUACGGGAACAGGACGACGCGCCAAUCAACACCGACGCAAAGUCCCCACCGGAGCCUUCAGGCCGAUUUGGGACGCACCCUUUAAACAGGGAGAUGGUGGUACUGCUAAAGAGAACAUGGUGUCCUUCAGCUCGACCAAUCAGAUCAUAAAUCCACAAAGACGGACAGACUCAUCACGCUCUGUGCACAGGAGUGUGUGUGGUGGUGAAGGGGACAGACUAUGGGACGACAGUGAUGACAGUGAGGGUCCCUGCAGCAAUGUCUAACACACGCUCUUCAUGUGUGAACAGACUCCCUCUUAAAUCUGACUAAUCAAAGGAUCUCCUUGACUCCAUCAAGUGGACUUCCCCGUGGACUCCAGGAGCACUAAUUACCCAGAAUGCACUGGUGCAGUCUCACACACACACCUUUUCAACAUGGCAGACCAAGUGAUGGAAUGAACACCUGUUGGCUUAGAGAUGUACUGCUGAUGUGAUGCAACCCAGUGUGUCUCUUUAUGGCCUCAUCCUAAUAUACGUUAAUGAGGAGUUAACAAGUGGACGCUGUCCGAUCUCGUCAUAGUAUCAGGAUGACAUGGAUCUGAUCCCGCUUUCCUUUUCACUUUUUGUCUCUCAUCUUUCUUCUGUCUUUUCAUUCUUGUUCUCUCACUCUGAUCUUUAAAGCCUUUAUUCAGCUGCUGUAAUAACUCCUGUACAUCCCUUCAUCCUUUAGCCCUUCCUUUAUUUGUUGUUCAUCCUUGUUUACUUACUUCUUUAAUUACAUCAAUUUUUUCUUCUGUCUUAGAUUCCUUUUUUUAUCCUUCCAUUUUUGUAUUUAUUUAGUUAUUGUGCUGAGCUUCCUUUUUAUUUUCAUCUUGAUGUACUUUUAACUUAAGGGGGGUCACGGUGUCUUAGUGGUUAUCACGUUCUCCUCACACCUCCAGGGUUGGAGGUUCGAUUCCCGCCUCCACCUUGUGUGUGUGGAGUUUGCAUGUUCUCCCCGUGCCUCGGGGGUUUCCUCCGGGUACUCCGGUUUCCUCCCCCGGUCCAAAGACAUGCAUGGUAGGUUGAUUGGCAUCUCUGGAAAAUUGUCCGUAGUGUGUGAUUGCGUGAGUGAAUGAGUGUGUGUGUGUGUGUGUGCCCUGUGAUGGGUUGGCACUCCGUCCAGGGUGUAUCCUGCCUUGAUGCCCGAUGACGCCUGAGACAGACACAGGCUCCCCGGAUAAGUUGUAGAAAAUGAGUGAGUGAGAGAGAGUGUAAUUUUAAUUUAUAUUUUAACCCUAUGAUGUUUUGUCACACCUCCUCCUCCUCCUCCUCCCUCUGUCUAAGUUGUUGUGUUUUUCAUGUGACCCUCUCAGAUUGGAGACACCAUGUGAGUUGAAACGUGAGAAAAUAAACAUGUGAGGAGAUUCCAUCACAUUCUGUACAAAAUAA
Molecule: messenger RNA, 3406 nt
Organism: Tachysurus vachellii
Lineage: Eukaryota; Metazoa; Chordata; Actinopteri; Siluriformes; Bagridae
Exons: 16
Coding region: 224-2260 (678 amino acids)
Molecular function (GO): guanyl-nucleotide exchange factor activity
Source: RefSeq, a predicted model, not a curated record